AUAUGUGGUUUAUGAAACCAAUUUUCAGGUUUACAUACCAGCAUUAUGAGACCAAUCGGUUUAUGAGGCCAUUUUUAGUGGUCUCUUAAUUCUGGAAAUUUAAAUUGUCAUAAUUAUUAACAAAUAAUUAAUAAAAUUGUUAUUAAUGUGUUUAUGAUUACUAAAUGCAGUAGUUUAUUGAUUAGUGUUACUAUUUUACUUCUAUUACACUACCUACCCUUUUUAGUAGCUUUAUAAAUAUGGUCUUUUAAACCAUGAUGUGUCUGCGUAAACUUAAAACAGUGCCCCUGUAGGAGGGAUUUGGUAUUGCAAAGUUAUACACCUGGCGCCAAAUUACACACACAUUCGCGCCAUAAGCGUUUGGCGGAAGUUACCAGCUACGCAGUUCGCGCGUUGGCUGCCCAAAUGAAGAGUCGCCGCACCGGAGUGAACAUCGGAGUCUUCGAAGAGAAUGAGUCGAAUGAUGAGACGUGGCAGAGGAUUAAAUCCUCUCAAAGAUGCCAUACACCAUGUGAAAAUGGGGAAAGACAAAAACAUAAUAUCAGAGCGAUACAUUAAUCCCGCCAAAGGUCGGGGAGUAUUUGCAAAUACCCUUAUUGUAAAAGGUUCCUUCAUUCUUGAAUACAGAGGAACUUUAAUUGAGAAAGGGGAUUUUGAAGACAUAUUAAAUGAAUAUGCAUACUUUUUUAACCACCUAGGGCAUAACUACUGCAUUGAUGCCUCUUAUGAUAAUGGCUCACUCGGUCGACUUGUUAACGAUGAUGAGAAGCCAAAUGCAAAAAUGAGGAAAAUUCUAGAUGUUGAUGGAAAGCCACAUCUAUGUUUGUUUGCAAUCAAGGACAUCGAUGCAGGUGAAGAAAUAUUAUACGAUUAUGGAGGACAUAACUUGCCAUGGCGUUCUCGCCAUGGACAGGAACAUUACAAGCACCUUCAUGAGCCCGUUGCUCCAACCAUGACAGCAUGUGACAUCAGGUCUCCUACAGAGCACCUUCAUGAGCCUGUCGGUCCAGCCAUGACUGCAUGUGACAUCAGGUCUCCUACAGAGCACCUUCAUGAGCCUGUCGCUCCAGCCAUGAGGGCAUGUGACAUCACAUCUCCUACAAAGCACCUUCAUGAGCCUGUCGGUCCAGCCAUGACGGCAUGUGACAUCAUGUCUCCUACAGAGCACCUUAAUGAGCCUGUCGCUCCAGCCAUGAGGGCAUGUGACAUCACAUCUCCUACAAAGCACCUUCAUGAGCCUGUCGCUCCAGCCAUGAGGGCAUGUGACAUCACAUCUCCUACAAAGCACCUUCAUGAGCCUGUCGGUCCAGCCAUGACGGCAUGUGACAUCAGGUCUCCUACAGAGGACAUAACCGUUGGAUCCCAGCAGGAAUCCACAAGACCAGGCAGCGGUGAUGAUGAAAGAGGAAGAAAGAGAAAGAGAAAAGAGAAGAACAUUGGAGUGAGAAGGAGAGAGACAGCCAGAGUUUGCAAAGCACAUCAACUUGUCAAAGAGGAGAUGAUUUCGCUUGAAAAAUGUUCUGUUUGCUCUGGACCGGUUUCCCCACUGAAGUGGUGGGGGCUGAAAUGUAAAGGGCUUUUGGAAAGCAGGCCAUGUCCAAACACAUCAGAAGGACUAAAAGCUGACAGACAAAUCUCUGAAAACGAUGUCUCUAGCAGAGGAAGGCGGAUGCCCAAAAGGAGACCAUGGACGAAACCUGAGGUGAACGCUGUGAUGAGACACUUCAAAAUGCACAUCAGCAAAGCUCACUUGGCAACAAUGAGGGAGUGUGAGGUCUGCAAAAGGUGCGAGCAUCCGGUCCUUCAAAACCGGUCCGUCCAAAUAUACGUGAUUUUGUACGGAACCGAGGGCGAAAUUUUAAACACGUGGAAAAUUAAGUCGAAAUUUUAAUGUUCGUAGUCCAAGGGGCUAAUAAUCUGUUUGACACAUUUUAGUUCUACUCUUUUAACUUGUAAUUUUUUUGAUAAAAAUGUAUGUAUUUAUUAGUUUCAAAAUAGAAAUUUUAAGAAAACAUGUUUUAUUCUCCUGCUGGUAGUGUUGAUCAUUUUAGUUUAUAUGUUUAAUCUGAGGGACUAUAGACCUCUGUUGAUGUUUUUUUAACUUUAACAUUUGUGGUGUUUCAUGAAGUUGGGUUAUGUUUUUCAUUCCUGUCCCUGAAAGGCAAUGUUUUGUACCUGUCAAUGUACAAUAUUUGACAAUAUGUUGUUGAAGAUUCAACACUUGCAACAUUAUAAUAAAUUACUACUAAUUUGA
Messenger RNA from Triplophysa dalaica, 2254 nucleotides. RefSeq lists its product as uncharacterized. Gene Ontology annotation, molecular function: protein binding. The coding region runs from base 452 to 1891 and encodes 479 amino acids. The record is from RefSeq and is a predicted model, not a curated record. NCBI's taxonomy places the organism in Eukaryota, Metazoa, Chordata, Actinopteri, Cypriniformes, Nemacheilidae. The transcript has 16 exons.